UCUGCUGACGUUUCUGUGACUGAGCUUCACGCGGCGUCCAAAUGAGGUUCAACCACAGCCAGCUCCUGUCACAGAUAACUCAGUGAGAUUGCCAGAGACACAAUGGCCCCCGCGGUGCUCCACGAAUUAUUAAUGCUUGCGGGACGUGCUGACAGUCGUCGAUUGUGGUAGAGUCUAUGAAUCCUGCAGAUUUCUUUCUUCUUCUUUUUUUUUUUUUUUUCCAGUUUUGCACAUUUUUUAAACUCAAAAGAAGCUAAACGGCUACGAGUCGGCUGUCAGUGUUUGAAAUGAGGGCGGUGUUGUUGAUCAGGGUUCGCAGAGCCAUGGAAGCAGGUCAAGGGCAUUGACCCCAGGCAUGUGAGUCUCUGCAGGGGGCUUAAAGCUCAGGGAGAUUAGUGAGUGCUCAGGUGGCACAAAGAGUUGUUCUGCUCCAGCAGGGAUGCUCUUAACCUGUCUCAAACAGAUGAGAUUGUUCACAACGGCAACAGGCGAACACGAUAGUUUGAUCUGUUUUAAAUCUGCAGAGGAUCGAUUCAGGCAGGGUUUGAUGAUGCAAAAUCCUAACUGGGACGUCGCAUCUCCAGCUUAGAGCAACAUGCAGCAGGGACAACAGAUCAAAUGCACACUGCUGCGGCAAUUACGCAAUCUUCCCAGGAAUAAAUAAAAGGUAGAAGCAGGAGGGGCACAGAUAUCGGGAGAGGGUGGAGCUUGCUGGAUGCUGCAUGACUUUCAGGCUCGCUGGAGGCAAGGUGUGGAUAAACAGCAAGACAGAAGACUCAAGAUGGGUCCACAGCUCUACAGCACAAUGUACAAAGAGCAUUUCAGAUCUCCAGGCGUAGCAAAAAAGGCUGAACUUCGACCCACCUCAGCCAACCGCAGGAACAACCCUCAGCCACGGCCGGACUUCCUGUUUCCCCACAGUCUCCGGCCCAGCUACAGGCCAACACGCACAAUGCCCCGCCCUUUGCCCCCUGUGGACAAUGGCCGGCCCCUUUUCCCCCCCGUGAACCGUUCCUUGCCUCUCAAUCCUGUCUCGGCAUGUCCAGAGAACCCUUUAGGCCAAAAGAAUUCAGACAGCCCACAGCACAUGCCUCCUAUCAGUGACAGGGCGCAGAAACUGCAGCUGAUAGAGACUCCUGCUGCCAAUGACGGUCAGCUUCCCACAUCUCUGAGGAGCCCCAAUAAGACAGCGGAUAAUCAGAGGAAUGUCAAUCCGCUCUCAGCACGACAACUCAGGCCACAAGCAGGAUCUCAGUUUCAAGCAAGACCUCAGACGAGCAACCCUUCUGCAGCUGCGGCUCUUCACUGCUUCACGCGGACGCCUUACAGGAAAUGCUGCUCUACGAGAGCUAAGGAUUUUAGUGACUGCUACAGCUGCUUCCACGUGGUGAGGCCCUACCAAGCCUCUCACUACGUCAUACACCCAGAGUUUGUCUCUGAAAGCCUUUAUUAGGAACACGGGAGAUUUCACUCUUGGAAGCUGUGGGAUUCAGUAUAUGGAAGGAACAAAAUGAGAGACUGUUAACUAUUAUUCUCUGCAUCACUUUAUCCAUGCAUGGCAGCAUGCAGACUUUUACAUUUCCCUGCUAGGUAAAUGACAAUCAGUCUUUCCAAAGAGUUCUUGUCUUGAUCUGGCUGGAUGAAGAGCAGUCACUCUGUUGUGCUGCCUGUGUCUCUGAUUAUUACAUUGCAGUUAUACCUUUUCACGUGCAAGAUUUCUUUGAAUAUUUAUACAGUAGAGGACAGGUAUAUGAUGUUGGAUGCUGUUCUAU
This is a messenger RNA of Fundulus heteroclitus (mummichog), 1772 nucleotides long. RefSeq lists its product as uncharacterized. Lineage: Eukaryota; Metazoa; Chordata; Actinopteri; Cyprinodontiformes; Fundulidae. The transcript is spliced from 5 exons. The record is from RefSeq and is a predicted model, not a curated record. The coding region runs from base 716 to 1453 and encodes 245 amino acids.